AUGUCUGAUAGAUCUAGCUUAUCCUCUCUGAGCAGUGUGGAGGAAGAGACACAUUCGUUCGAGAAUGCCCCUCCAAUCCAACUUGAGGCAGAUACAACAACAGAUCAACAGCGAAGAAGAGGUUCACUAUUGAGAAGGCUUUCCACUGGAUUGUCUAUUCCUCUGCUGCUUGAUUCUGAUCAAACAAGAACUUAUCGGGUGAGGAGACAGCCUACGAACUAUUCAUUUGCAGGUAUCUCCACAGGGGUUGAAGCUGAAGGUGAGGCUGGGUUACAUGACUAUUACUUUGGGACAGAUGCAAUCCAAAAAUCCGUUACUAGAAAGACGACCUCUGACGCUGAAAAACUAGAAGAAUUUCCACAAAAGUUUGAAGGUCAAUAUGCUUCUGAUCCAGGUGCAGAUAAUACUGAGUUGAGUAGUCAACUCCCUGCUACACCGAUAGCAAGACGAAGAUCUACAGUGGUUCAAAAAAUCCAAAGUAUAUCACAGAGAUUUGGAUUUUGGGACAAAGAGUUCCAUAAUGAUAGAGUAAAAAUGAUAAUGGCAUUUCUUUCAAAUUAUAUAUACUUAGUAAUAGGUUUCAUUCUACCAUUAUGUAUCUAUUGGGGCUCAUAUUAUGAGAGAGCUUCAAGGUACAAAGAUUUAAAGUUCUUGGUAGUUUUAGCUGAAGAAGAAGUAGCAGGUAUUCCACCUAUAAUAAGUGGAGUUGUUGAAUACUUUUUCACUAAUGUGACAGCAAUACAGGCCUUGGGGGACUUUAGGGUUAUGAAUUUCACCCAAAUCACAACCCUAUCCCAGCUGCAUAACUUGACGAUUCAAGAAGAAGUUUAUCGUCAAAUUCAUCAUCAAAAGUAUUGGACUGCAUUUUAUGUAAAAGAAAAUGCAACCUUUAAUUACUAUUCAGCAUUGAAACUGGCAAAUACCACCUUUAAUCCAUCAGUAUCAUUAAUGCAAGCUAUUUAUGAGACAGGCAGUAACUUUAAUGCAGUGAAUAAUUAUAUUGUUUCAAUUGUCAAUAAUAUUAUCCAGGGAUACCUUACAUACCUUCCAAAGACCGCAUUACUUGGUGAUUUAUUGCAGGCACUUGAUGAGGAUGAAAUAGCUUCAGUCGCAAGCACUGCGCCAAACUUAUUAACUUCAUUAGUAACAUUUGAGAUCAUUGACCUUAUUCCUGUGACCAAUCAAAUUUUUACAGGUAUAUUAUCAAUUGCUUUAAUUUACAUUGUCCUAUUUACAUUUUUCCAAUACCUUUUCCUGGUUUCCAUACAUACUUACAUCGCAACUAAAAUCUCAGGAGGUGGGUACAUCGCCUUUAGAAUGCUUGUCUCGCAGAUUUCCUAUCUUUUCCUAGCAUUAGCAUUCGUGGUAUUGAACACUGCCUUUCAAAUAUCUCCAUCAAAGACAUUCGGGAAGCUGGGAUUUUUGGUGAUUUGGGCAUGGAUCUACUUGUUGAUGUCUUCUUUAGGAAGUUUCAUUGAAGCUCUAGGUCUUAUAAUGGUUAUAUACAAGCCACAAUUGAUUGGAUUUGUUUUAUUAUUCGUCGCAGUUAUAAAUGUUGCGCCAGUUGUUUCACCCAUUGUUCUCUGUCCUCCAUUUUAUAGAUAUGGGUAUGCGAUGCCUGUUCAUGCUGCAUACGAUUUAAUGCAUGUAGCGUAUUUCAAUUCCUGGAAAGGGAGAGUUGGAUUGGAUAUUGGUAUCAUGAUAGCUUGGAUGAUUAUAUCAAACAUAGCGUUACCUUUUGUAAUGAGAUGGAUGGGUGAGAAAAUAGCGAAGAGAAAGGAAGAAGCAGCGGCAGCUGCUGCUGCUGCCGCUGCGACGGAGGAUACAGCAGAAGAUUUGACGAAGAUAGAAACUAAUACAGAAACUUCUGUUAGAUCUACAACUGAACGAGUGGAAACUAACUCCAAACUUGAUAACGAUUCAGUAUUAGCUUCAUACAAUCCGGAUAAUCGAGAAUGA
Dujonia railenensis is the source of this 1959-nucleotide messenger RNA. The record is from the annotation of a GenBank genome assembly. Lineage: Eukaryota; Fungi; Ascomycota; Pichiomycetes; Serinales; Debaryomycetaceae.